UUGGCCAAGUUUGCGGAGCUUCGCUAUGCGAGCCGGGCCAGUCAGUCAGCGGCAGAGCUGAGAAGGGCACAACCGUGCAGCCGAGGGCAGUGAGCAGAGCCGAGCUGGGUGGGAGCGCGUCCGCCCGGGUCUGCACCAUGGCACGGUUAAGCUUGCUUGCGCUUCUCUGCACCCUGGCCGCUCUCUGCACCUCGCUGCUGGCUGCGGAGCUCAAGUCGAAAAGUUGCUCCGAAGUGCGACGUCUCUACGUGUCCAAAGGCUUCAACAAGAACGAUGCCCCCCUCUAUGAGAUCAAUGGUGACCAUUUGAAGAUCUGUCCCCAAGGUUCUACCUGCUGCUCUCAAGAGAUGGAAGAGAAGUACAGCCUGCAAAGUAAAGAUGAUUUCAAGAACGUUGUCAGUGAACAGUGCCAUCAUUUGCAAGCCAUCUUUGCAUCUCGUUACAAGAAGUUUGAUGAAUUCUUCAAAGAACUACUUGAAAAUGCAGAAAAAUCCCUGAAUGAUAUGUUUGUGAAGACAUAUGGCCACUUAUACAUGCAAAAUUCAGAGCUAUUUAAAGAUCUAUUUGUAGAGUUGAAGCGCUACUACGUGGCGGGAAAUGUGAACCUGGAAGAAAUGUUAAAUGACUUCUGGGCUCGCCUUCUGGAGCGCAUGUUCCGCCUGGUGAACUCCCAGUACCAUUUUACAGACGACUACCUGGAAUGUGUGAGCAAAUACACAGAGCAGUUGAAGCCCUUUGGAGAUGUCCCUCGGAAACUGAAGCUCCAGGUUACACGUGCGUUCGUUGCGGCCAGGACUUUCGCUCAAGGCUUAGCAGUUGCAAGGGAUGUAGUGAGCAAAGUCUCCGUGGUGAAUCCCACAGCCCAGUGCACCCAAGCACUGCUGAGGAUGAUCUAUUGCUCCCACUGCCGGGGCCUGGUCACUGUGAAGCCCUGUUACAACUACUGCUCAAACAUCAUGAGAGGCUGUUUGGCCAACCAAGGAGACCUCGAUUCUGAGUGGAACAAUUUCAUAGAUGCCAUGCUGAUGGUGGCGGAGAGGCUGGAGGGCCCUUUCAACAUUGAGUCGGUCAUGGAUCCCAUCGAUGUGAAGAUUUCUGAUGCUAUCAUGAACAUGCAGGAUAAUAGUGUGCAAGUGUCUCAGAAGGUGUUCCAAGGCUGUGGGCCUCCAAAGCCUCUCCCAGCUGGACGGAUUUCUCGCUCCCUCUCUGAAAGUGCCUUCAGUCCUCGAUUCAGACCUUAUCAUCCAGAGCAACGCCCAACCACAGCAGCUGGCACUAGUUUGGACCGACUGGUUACUGAUGUCAAGGAGAAACUGAAACAAGCUAAGAAGUUCUGGUCCUCCCUGCCAAGCACUGUUUGCAAUGAUGAGAGGAUGGCAGCAGGAAAUGGCAAUGAGGAUGACUGCUGGAAUGGCAAGGGAAAAAGCAGGUACCUGUUUGCAGUAACAGGAAAUGGAUUAGCCAACCAGGGCAACAACCCAGAAGUCCAGGUCGACACCAGCAAACCGGACAUACUGAUCCUUCGUCAGAUCAUGGCCCUUCGGGUUAUGACCAGUAAAAUGAAGAAUGCUUACAAUGGAAAUGAUGUGGACUUCUUUGAUAUCAGUGAUGAGAGCAGUGGAGAAGGAAGUGGAAGUGGAUGUGAAUACCAACAGUGCCCUUCAGAGUUUGAGUUCAAUGCCACUGACCAUGCUGGGAAGAGUGUCAAUGAGAAAGCCGAGAGUGUUGGCGCCCAUGCCGAGGCAAAGCCCUACCUCCUCACUGUCCUUUGCAUCCUGGUCUUCGUUUGGCAGAGAGAAUGGAGAUAAUUGUCAAACUCUGAGUAAUAAUGUACAUCAUCAGAAAGCUAAAAGGCACCAGUUCUCACUUUUUGACCAUCCUAAUGACUUUGUUUUUUUUUAAAUGAAUGGACAACAGUGUACAGUUUUUACAAUGUGGCCACUGGUUUAAGCCUUGUUGACUUUGUUUCUCUCAUUCAGUUGGGGACAGUAGGAACUCCUGCAUUGAAGUUUGUUCCUGCUCCUUCAGAGUCGUGUUAAACUUGGCUAACAGUGUAGGUACAGAACUGUAGUUAGUUGUGCAUUUGUGAUCUUAUCACUCUUGUUUUGUUGUUUUGUUUUUUUCUCUCUCAUUUUAUUUGUGGGGUUUUUCUUUUCCGGUUAUAAUUUCACCUUGUUUCUCACAAGAAAACCAGGGUCCUUUCUUGGCAUGUAACAUGUACGUAUUUCUGAAAUAUUAAAUAGUUGUACAGAAGCAGGUUUAUUUAUCAUGUUAUCUUAUUAAAAGAAAAAGCCCAAACAA
Molecule: messenger RNA, 2301 nt
Organism: Meriones unguiculatus (Mongolian gerbil)
Lineage: Eukaryota; Metazoa; Chordata; Mammalia; Rodentia; Muridae
Gene: Gpc4
Product: glypican 4
Exons: 10
Coding region: 138-1808 (556 amino acids)
Biological process (GO): regulation of signal transduction; regulation of protein localization to membrane; cell migration
Cellular component (GO): extracellular region; synapse; plasma membrane
Source: RefSeq, a predicted model, not a curated record